AAAUCGAAGAAAGCUCAAAAGUUUGAAUUCAUAAACCCUUUCCUAAAGCUCGCCGAAGUGAUUGCAGCUCAUACACACAAUUUCGUCGCGUACCAGAAAAUUGGAAUUGAAUUGGAGGAAGAAAUGCCGCUAGGGUUGAUACAGGGAAUCGGUAGGGCAUUCAGAAGAAAGCGAACGUCGUCGCUUGAUAUACUGACAUCGAAGAACAGCCCUCGAGGUUUCUACAAGGGCAAAAAUUGCAAGCCCACUGGUUUCCACACUCGUAAAGGUGGUUACGUAGUGGUGCCCGAAAAGUUGCCAAACUAUGUGGUACCAGAUUUGUCGGGAUUCAAGCUAAAACCGUACGUGUCCCAGUGUGCACCACAAGUUGCUGACUCAGCUAAAUAAAUGUGCUUACUCGACAAAAUAUUCUGAUUCAGACAGUAGAAUUAUGCUUUCAGACGGUAGUUCGUUUUGUACCUCAACCCCUCGGUUUGGUUAGUGUGGAUAUUGCUCGUAUUUAUUUAUUUCUGCUUAUUGUUUAUGUAUGUCUUCAAAAAUUUAUGCAUGAAGAGAGUAAUCAAACUCAGUUGUAAGACUUGAUUUUUAUGAAUUUUGGAGUGGUUGAUGAGUAAUAAUACGAACUAGAUAUCGACAUGCUUUGACAAUUUUUGGUGUCUAGUUCUUCUUCCAAUG
Molecule: messenger RNA, 675 nt
Organism: Erythranthe guttata (spotted monkey flower)
Lineage: Eukaryota; Viridiplantae; Streptophyta; Magnoliopsida; Lamiales; Phrymaceae
Biological process (GO): translation
Cellular component (GO): mitochondrial large ribosomal subunit
Molecular function (GO): structural constituent of ribosome
Source: RefSeq, a predicted model, not a curated record